AUGAAAAUCAGCAGUAUCAUCACCCCAAUGCUUGUGGCCGCAACUGCCUACGCCGCCUCGGGCGCCCACAAAGUAACCCAGGCCGAGUAUAAUGACUGGGAAGGCUGCCUGCAGAACCUUUUAAAAGCUUUUGACGAGGGAGAAGUAGGCGACCGGGCUCCUUGCGACUACUGGAGCUGCCUACAUGUUGCAGCUAGCAAGCACGAUAGAGGCGGCAUUCUCACUGGAGCGUCCAAUGUCCUUACUGGUGUCUGUGGCGUUGACAAUGUGGCUAGUCAUCUUCUGGGCUGGGUACAUGAACCCCAACUAUGA
Aspergillus novofumigatus IBT 16806 is the source of this 312-nucleotide messenger RNA. RefSeq lists its product as uncharacterized. The record is from RefSeq and is a predicted model, not a curated record. NCBI's taxonomy places the organism in Eukaryota, Fungi, Ascomycota, Eurotiomycetes, Eurotiales, Aspergillaceae. The coding region runs from base 1 to 312 and encodes 103 amino acids. The transcript has a single exon.